CAAACAAAGAACUCAUAUCCACCAUGAAUCGCGCUGUGCUGAAAGGGAUAUGGUGCCAGUCAUGUCGCCAUGAAGUCGUCCGAUCAUUUGUCUCGCUGACUGGUGUCUCGGUGCCUCGCUAUGCGACGUGUCGCUCGUUAGUCUCCAAAAACUAUCCGAUGAGGACCUUUUCAGCUGUAUCUGGCUGGAGAUCGGACAAUACAUCGUCAAGCCUUGCAGAUACCCAGGUUGAAGCGGCCGAGAAUUCGAAAGAACAUGUUCCGUGGUAUUUGCGAGAAGGAACGGCCAAUGCCGAGUUGUCGACCCGGUCUUUCCGGCAGCAGGAGCUCCCAGAGCUCCCAGAGAACUCUCCCGCAAUUCUAUCGGAGAUUUUGACAUACUCAUACAAGGAUCUGGGUCUGGAUGACCUGAAAUUGAUAGAUCUACGAGGCCUUGACACACCUCCUGCCAUCGGCGCCAACGUCAUCAUGGUCAUUGGCACCGCUCGGAGUAUCAAACAUCUCAACGUCUCCGCCGACCGUCUGUGUCGCUGGCUCCGAAACACAUAUAGACUUGCGCCGUAUGCGGAUGGCUUACUGGGUCGAAAUGAGCUGAAGAUCAAGCUUCGCAGGAAAGCAAAGCGCGCUAGGAUCGCAAGUCAGGCGGGACUCACCAUUGACGACAAGGAUGAUGGGAUCACAACCGGGUGGAUCUGUGUCAAUUCGGGCGUCAUAAAGGAGGAAGAAUCCGAGCAGAAACAACCAGAAGCUAGAGCCUUCGAGGGCUUUGGUGACGUUGAUGCGGGAUCCAGGAUUGUCGUCCAGAUGUUUAUUGAAGAGAAACGAGAGGAGGUUGAUCUUGAAGGCUUGUGGACGGCUACCCUCGAGCGAGAGAACCGCCGGAAAUUGAAGGCAUCCAAGUCAACCUCGCCCCCCGUGCCUCCCACCGAUGAGGUUCGUUCUUCUUCCGCCGCUGUGAAAUCAUUAUAUUCUGACCAUGGACCUUCACGCUUUUUCAGACUCCCGGGGGAGACGCUACCCAAUCAUAGGAGACAACUACAUACGACACGCCGGCUUAUGACGCCCACUCACGAGGCGCCUUUUGCGGAGACAUCCUUGAGAGAUGCCGUGGUAGAUCAAGUGGAUUCGCGAGCGUCUGUAUCUCGGGGUCUGGAUGCCAAGGUCACGAUUUCUUCUCUUUUUCGAUCAUUAUCCUCCCUAUCGGACGACAAGGCUCGAGAGCAGCUUGGCACUGGCCCAGACGACCGUAACUCUACACUCUUCCUUCAACUAUUCUACGAUCAGCCUUCUGAUCUCCCAGUGGACGAAGUGGCGCUGGCAAAACUUGAGCUGUUCUGUAGAGCUGUGAGUCUACAGCACCAUGCAUACAGCAAACCGGCGCUCUGGGAACAUUUUGUCGGCUUUGCAUCUCUUGGAUCUCCUAUCUCGUUUGAUCUUGGCAUGCAGGUCGUUUCUGCCAUGUUAACUGAGAGACCGAGCGAUCCUUCAGCCUCUGGUUCUGUGAUAUCUCUGCCGGACACGGACAUUGAACUUGCCUUACGUGUUCUUGAUCUUCUGAGUUUCCACGGUACGGAUAUUCUGAAUAUGGAUGUAUUCAUUCUGCUGUACCAAGCGGCCGGUCGGUCACAUCGUGGAGAUGCAGAUGAACGGAGACGGUCGCUUGCGAGGAUUUCCAAGAUAAUCGAUGUUCUCGAUCUCGAGUUCGAUCCAGAGCAAGCCCGUCGGCUGAUGGAACUCAUGUUCUUGAACCAAGACUACGACGGUUUUUGGAAGCUCUGGCGCAAACUCCCUCUCUACGGUUUUGAACGGACAACCAAAGACUACAAGAUGCUCUUCAAGUUACACAUCGAUCUAGGCGAUGCGCACCGAGCAAGAGACUGUGUCCUGACCUGGGUGCCCAUGAUGAACAGGGAGGCCCCUCCUAUACCCAUGCAGGGGACACUGCUCAAGCGCGUCAUGUCCUGUAUCCAGCUUGCAGAGCCUGGUAUUACCGCUGCGUCGCAGAAUGGAUCCUCCAGCAGUCUUUCCAGAAUCUGGAACCAAUGCCAGGCGACUCGAGAGUCGGGACGUCACUAGCACGGAAGUCUUGUGUAAAUCAGUGUAUUAUAUAGCAUAUAGCAUGUAUAUCAGUAAACAACCCA
Molecule: messenger RNA, 2140 nt
Organism: Penicilliopsis zonata CBS 506.65
Lineage: Eukaryota; Fungi; Ascomycota; Eurotiomycetes; Eurotiales; Aspergillaceae
Exons: 1
Coding region: 24-2075 (683 amino acids)
Biological process (GO): mRNA stabilization; mitochondrial proton-transporting ATP synthase complex assembly; mitochondrial gene expression
Cellular component (GO): mitochondrion
Source: RefSeq, a predicted model, not a curated record